ACCCGCAGAUGAAUUUGAGUCUUACAAGUUUAAUGUCAAACAUACUCAACAAGUUUCUCCCUUUAAGUUUUACUUUUUCUUCCUUUCUCAAAACUCAUCAUUCACCUUUCAAAAACUCACCCACAUGUGACUUUAAACUCUAAAGCUCGAAACUUUAAAUGUCAACUUAAAAACUUUUCUCCCUUAAACCAAAACUCCUCUGAAAUUCUCCCCAAGAACUAUUCAUUCUUCUAUUUUUUUCUCUAAAGUUAAUUUUUUUUAUUCUUUGAUUAAUCGCGGCCGUUUGAUCGAAAAUGGGUCACUGUUACAGCAAGAAAAUGAUAUCAAUGGAGGUCAACGACGUCGCCGGUGAAAACCCAACUCCGGUAAGUGUUCAAGCGACACCCUUUCAAAGCCCAUUUCCCGCCGGAAUAAACCCAUCUCCGGCUAGAACCCCAGGAAGAAGGUUAAUGAAAUGGCCCUUUCCGCCGCCGUCUCCGGCAAAGCCAAUAAUGGCGGCGUUGAGAAGAAGGCGGAAGGAAAGUGGUGGUGUGGUUGGAACACCCGAAAGAGUGGUGGAAGAACAGCAAGAUGGGAGGAGAGAGAGAGAAGUAGAGAGAGAAAGAGAAAGAGGUUUAGACAAGAAUUUUGGGUAUUUGAAGAAUUUUGGUGCAAAAUAUGAGUUAGGGAAAGAAGUGGGUAGAGGCCAUUUUGGCCAUACUUGUAUGGCUAAAGGUAAAAAAGGGGAUGUUAAAGGUGUUAAUGUUGCUGUCAAGAUUAUUUCUAAAGCUAAGAUGACAUCAGCAAUUGCAAUUGAAGAUGUCCGCAGGGAGGUGAAAAUGUUAAAAGCUUUGUCUGGAAACGAGCAUAUGCUCAAAUUUUAUGAUGCAUUUGAGGAUUCUAACAAUGUCUACUUAGUCAUGGAAUUGUGUGAGGGUGGUGAAUUAUUAGAUAGAAUUUUACAAAGAGGUGGGAGGUAUGAAGAGGACGAUGCCAAGGGGAUACUGGUGCAAAUUUUAACAGCCGUCGCAUUUUGCCAUCUUCAGGGUGUUGUGCACCGUGAUCUUAAACCGGAGAACUUUCUUUUCGCUACAAAGGAUGAAGAUGCUCGCCUAAAGAUUAUAGAUUUCGGUCUUUCCGAUUAUGUCAGGCCAGAUAAUAGGCUCAACGAUGUAGUAGGGAGUGCCUAUUAUGUUGCACCUGAAGUGUUGCAUAGGUCAUAUAAUGUUGAAGCCGAUAUGUGGAGUAUUGGGGUCAUAACAUACAUCUUGCUAUGUGGAAGCCGGCCUUUUUGGGCACGAACUGAAUCAGGAAUAUUCCGUUCUGUAUUAAGGGCUGAUCCAAAUUUUGACGAUACACCUUGGCCCAACAUAUCAGCGGAAGGUAGAGACUUCGUUAAAAGACUACUCAAUAAGGACCAUAGGAAAAGGAUGACUGCAGCACAAGCUCUAGCUCAUCCUUGGUUAAGAGAUGAAAACAGACCCCUUCCGUUGGAUAUAUUCCCUUUCAGAGUAGUAAAGUCAUAUAUUCGUUCCACGCCUCUUAAACGUGCAACACUCAAGGCGCUUUCAAAAGUUCUACCCGAUAAUGAGCUCUUUUACCUCGAAGCACAGUUUAGGCUGCUAAAGCCAAAAGAUGGUUAUAUUUCUUUUGAAAAUUUUAAAACGGCUCUCAUGAGAAAUGCAACCGAUGCUAUGAGAGACGCUAGAGUUACCGAAAUUUUUGCUAUGAUGGAACCAUUUGCUUCCAUGAAGAUGGAUUUCGAAGAGUUCUGUGUUGCGGCAAUCAGUGUAUAUCAGCUCGAGGCUCUUCAAGAUUGGGAUAAAAUCGCUAGCGCCGCGUUUCAGUAUUUCGAGCAGGAAGGUAAUCGACGAAUCUCAGUCGAGGAAUUAGCAAGGGAAAUGAAUUUAGGCCCGACAGCUUACACUUUAGUCAAGGAUUGGAUUCGGCCCUCCGAUGGACACAUCAAUUUCAUUGGUUACACCAAGUUCUUGCACGGUGUUACAAUACGAAGCUCCAAUAUGAGACGCCAAUAGCUUUUUAAGCAGGAAACCUUUGCAAAUUACGGAAUUCUUUUAACUUUAAAAGAGGUUUGAUCGCUUCCUGAUAUUGUAUUACGUGUGACAUGGAUUGACGGGGAGUAUUUGAUCGGAGUAACCACUGAUCACCCCAAAUUUUCUCCCCCCGAUGUUGUAAAUUUUCAAUGUGAGGGGAUGCAAAGCAUACAUAGUGAAAGUUGUCGGGUUUCGACUGUAACAUUAGUCUGUUCCAUAGAGGAGUUGCCUGUAAAUGAGCUGUUGCAGCAUAUAAUCUUAUGCUUGAAGGCUUUUGAGGAACUUGGAAAUCAGAACACAAAUUCUUGUGAGAGACGGUCUUACUGUGAGACGCUUUCUAUACAUGGGCCAAGUAGCCCAACUAAAAUCAUUCUUAUAUUGGCUUUUUGUUAUAAGGUUGUCUCACCGAGAGAUGGUUUCUUGUAAGAGUAGCUCAAUUAGAAAGACUCCUAGUGUUAGCUUUUGUAGUCACUUUAGAUGCCUGUUUGGCUGCUACACUGACCCGAAGUUGGACAUUAUAUCAUCUACUGACUAGUUUUGGACUGUACCAAGUUGGGCUUGGAUAUGGGCAUGGAUACGGGCCUGGAUAUGGGCCUUAUUGAAAACAGCAUGUUUGUCACCCAACCUUUAGAUGGUUUAAUCUUCUUUCUUUUUAUACAAGCGAUGCGAUAUUGACGACUUUGAAGUAUUCUCAAAUUAAAACCAUUUUAUACAAAUUUGUAGCCAUUGUUUUUAUGCAAUAUUUGUAUAUACUUUUGAUUAAUUAGGAAUGAUAUCAAUUUAAGAGUGUUUGUCCAUAAUAAUACGUAUGUUAUUUGGAAUAAAAAAAGGUAUAUUAAAGGUAAAAUAAAAAUUCGUAUUAUUCUAGAAACUAAUUGAAAAAACUAUACAUUAAUCGUCUAUAAACUUAUAAUCUUGCAAAUAAAUAAUAAAAUGCAUUUUGCAAAAGUUAGCGUCAAGAUAAAACUUUUUUUCUUGGUUUGUUGAGAGUGCGACAGGAGUGACAUUCCUCAUUUUAUCCCAUUUUUUCUAUAAAGUAUCAAAUUAGUAUCUAUUUUCAUCCAAUAAAAGAUAAAUAAAUACGUGAAUGACAAGUCUUAUGUUAAACUAGCUUCACUCAUAUUAUAAGUGGCAACCCUAAAUAGAGGUCCACAAAUAUUUGUUUGAGAUGGUUGCAAUGUGUCAUCAUGAGCUUUUUAUUUUGAAGCAAUCUCAAAGAAUAACGAUAUAUUAGACCAGUAGUUCAUGGAGGUUAGAAAAUAGAAUCAUGUAUAUUCAAUGAAAUUAUAAUUGAAGUGUGGAGGUAAUUAAUGGAGCGUAUGACAUGUCCAAUGUUUUGUGAAGGGUGCAGGAGAAGCAAGUGCAAGACAAUUACGGAUAUCGUUUAUUGUCGUUUUAUUUUGUGGUAUUGAGAUUUGAUAAGAGGAAUUUUGCCCCAUUGGGUGCUUAAAGUCAAGCCAUGUUGACAUCUAUGAGGGGUAGUUAGAGAGUAGGUCCACUUGACUAGUAACUACCACUUCAAUUUUACUACUCGUUUCAUUUUAUUUGAGCACAAAGUUUAAGAAAGUGGAAGGGAUCACUAUUAAGUGGUGUUAUUUUGCUAAAUUAUUAGUAAAAAACAAAAAAAAGUAAAAGUGACUACUAUAAAGUAAGAGUAUUUAAGGGUAAUAU
Messenger RNA from Amaranthus tricolor (Joseph's coat), 3704 nucleotides. RefSeq names its product CDPK-related kinase 3-like. The transcript is spliced from 11 exons. Gene Ontology annotation, cellular component: cytoplasm; nucleus. The record is from RefSeq and is a predicted model, not a curated record. Lineage: Eukaryota; Viridiplantae; Streptophyta; Magnoliopsida; Caryophyllales; Amaranthaceae. Gene Ontology annotation, biological process: intracellular signal transduction; peptidyl-serine phosphorylation; protein autophosphorylation. Bases 294 to 2015 code for a protein of 573 amino acids. Gene Ontology annotation, molecular function: calmodulin binding; calcium/calmodulin-dependent protein kinase activity; ATP binding.